Messenger RNA from Erythranthe guttata (spotted monkey flower), 594 nucleotides. RefSeq lists its product as uncharacterized. The record is from RefSeq and is a predicted model, not a curated record. Gene Ontology annotation, molecular function: phenylpyruvate tautomerase activity. Lineage: Eukaryota; Viridiplantae; Streptophyta; Magnoliopsida; Lamiales; Phrymaceae.
UCGGUGGAAAUCAAACACAAAAAGAGUAAACACACAGCUGAAGAAGAAAGAGUGAGAGAAAGAAGCAAGGGUUUUACGAAACGAUGCCGUGUUUGAACCUCUCCACUAACGUGAGCCUGGACGGCGUAGAAACCUCCUCCAUCCUCUCCGAGGCCUCCUCCGCUGUUGCCAAGAUCAUCGGCAAACCCGAAGCUUAUGUGAUGAUUGUGCUGAAGGGAUCUGUGCCCAUGGCAUUUGGAGGGACGGAGGAGCCUGCUGCUUAUGGGGAGCUGGUCUCCAUUGGAGGUUUGACCUCCGAUGUGAACAAGAAACUGAGUGGUGCUAUUGCAAACGUACUCGAGACCAAGCUGUCUGUUCCAAAAUCACGAUUCUACCUCAAAUUCUAUGAUACCAAGGGCUCCAACUUUGGGUGGAAUGGUUCAACCUUCUAGGUUUCUAAUGUCUAAUGACCUAAUCAUAUCUAUCCUAUGAAUGUAUUCAGGGAAAUCACUCUGCUGCAUUAUUUGUGUUGUAUCUCCACUUUAAUUUAUGGAUCUUGGACGUAUUAUGUUGCUUAUGUGCAUCUUUUAUCAUGAAUUUUCGGUGAACUUGCAU